AUGAAGGAAGACAAAGCUGCCUACAUGUCGGUCUUCUUGUGUUUCUGCCGUGGAGCAACAAGGGAUGCGAAGGUGAAGUACACUUUUAGUUUAUUAGAAAAAGAUGGCAAAGUCAGUAAUUUAACGGACAGCACAUAUACCUUUUCAUCGGCGAGUAUCGGUCGGGGCUGGACCAACUUUAUUGAAAAGUCCAAGCUGAAGGAACUGCUGUCCCGCAAUGACGACUGCUUCACAAUCAGGUGUGUUUUGACUGUCAUAAAAGACCAUCACACGGAACAAGUUGGCACAGUCCCGGUCCAGGUCCCGCAGUCAGACCUGCACACGCACUUUGCAAAUAUGUUGAAGGGUGGAGAAGGCGUGGACGUGACAUUCAGUGUCGGCGACCAACUCUUCAGUGCACAUAGAUACGUGUUAGCCGCACGAUCGUCGGUCUUCAAAGCCGAGCUCUUUGGUCAAAUGAAGGGGACCACUACAAAAAACAUCAAGAUCGAUGACAUGGAGCCUGCCAUCUUCGAUGCACUUCUUUACUUCAUAUACACAGAUUCUCUGCCAAACAAUUUCGAUGUUGAUCAAAAUGUGGCACUGCAGCACUUGUUAGUCGCUGCAGAUCGGUAUGGACUGGAAAGGCUAAAGGCUAUUUGUGAAGAGAAGCUAUGCCAGAAAUUUGAUGUGCAAACAGUUGCAACCACACUUGCUUUAGCAGAGCAGCACCACUCCUUGCAACUUAAAAAAGCUUGCCUUGGAUACCUGUCUUUGCAGGACGUGCUUCGAGCUGUCAAGAAGACGGAUGGAUUCAAGCACCUCACAACCAGCUGUCCAUCGAUUAUGAUGGACAUAUUAGACAAGGUCGCCCCAUCGUCACAAGUAUGA
Molecule: messenger RNA, 870 nt
Organism: Triticum turgidum subsp. durum (durum wheat)
Lineage: Eukaryota; Viridiplantae; Streptophyta; Magnoliopsida; Poales; Poaceae
Source: the annotation of a GenBank genome assembly